AUGUCUAUCCUCAAACUACCCCCCGAGCUCCUCAUUAGCAUCGCAGAAGCUUCAGAAUGUCGCGAUUUGAAUGCACUUCUUCAAUGCCACUCUUAUCUCUACAGCACACUUAACAACUACCUUUAUCAACUUAAUGUACAGCAGCACGACGCAUCUGCGCUGUACUGGGCGGCCUCUUCCGGAUCUGAUAGUACCCUUCAGCAUCUUCUCGACGCCGGGGCAAACGUCCAAUGGGACUCUCAAUAUCUCGCCUGCUCCGUACAAAAAAGUGGAACACGGAUACGUUGGCCAAUCCAAAUAGAAAAGAUGAAGGAGCAUCCGAUCUCCUAUGCAGCAGCUCAAGGACACCUCAAGAUCGUGCAGCGUCUUCUUGAUCUAGGUGUCGACAUCAACUACCGAGACCGUGACGGCUUAACGCCUCUUGCUCUCGCAGCACGGGAGGGUCAUUUUGCUCUGACUCAGGCACUCAUAGACCAAGGCGCAAAACAACUGUCACACGACACCGAGGGUAGAUACCCACUUGCCCAAGCGGCAUCAAAUGGUCAUCACAGUGUUGAAGACUACCUGUUUAAAGAGCUACGCCAAUACCGUUACAGCAAGACAAGCCCUGAGUUAGAUCUCUACUGGAUGUUGAAAUACGCUGCAGAACGCGGCGAUGAAGAUCGUAUACGAUACCUUCUCUCCCAGGGCGCCGAUGUCAACUUUCAACUGCCCCUAGAGAGUCGUUCCCCUCUAUGCGGUGCACUCGAAUCUGCUCCACACCCCAUCAGUACGGCUGAACUAUUAUUGGAAAAUGGAGCCGACCCAAAUAAGGAGGCUUCUCCAUCCAAAAUCGCACAAGCGGGAAGACAAGCACGGUCACAGUCACCGAUCAUGCUUGCGCUUUGUCGGGAGGACAGCUAUCGUCUGAUUAAGAUGCUGAUCCAGUACGGCGCAGACGCAGGAACACAAAGCCAGGCAUUAAUGACAGCAUUGCAAUAUGAAAAGGCUGUUGAAUUUCGAUUCCUGGUAGAGAAUGGGGCAAGUCUAUCUGCAAGAUUUCGUAGGACAUCUGUCGCUUCUAUGGCGAUGAAAUCCGGGUUUCAACCCAUUAUCGAUAUUUGUCUCGAGCAUGGGAUUGCCCCUGAUAUGAAUUCCUGA
Molecule: messenger RNA, 1140 nt
Organism: Penicillium egyptiacum
Lineage: Eukaryota; Fungi; Ascomycota; Eurotiomycetes; Eurotiales; Aspergillaceae
Source: the annotation of a GenBank genome assembly